UUCCCUGGAAGGGAAUUUGAAUUAGCAAUUUUUUCCCGAACCCCGUUUCGGCUCGGCGAACUGAUCUUUUAGAUCUCCUUUUCCAAGAUCUCUCUUCACUCUUCCUUUGAAUUUUGAUUUCAAACCCUAGCCCUACCCAAUUUGGCAACAGGCUUUCUUCUAGUGGGAAGCUGAAGUUGAGUUUUGUUGUAGUGGUGGAUGAUGCAUGCGAGGUGUUCGAUGAAAAAUGCAGAAAAUUGUUUGACAAAAAAUCAUGCUGCUGUUGUGAUGGUGAACCUUACAGAGUUUGCAUCAAAACAUGAAAGAGUUCAGCAGAUUUUUGUUUGUCUGAGCUGGGCUAUUUUUUAAUGGCUCUUUCUUCUAAGGUUGGUUGAUUGGACCAAAUUUUUCAAAAACAGAAAUCCUUUUCAGUCUAUUUGUAUGGAUCCGGAGGCUGCACAGACUGCCCGAGAAUCUCUUGAGCUGGCAUUUCACAUGUCAAACAUUCUUGACACAGGACUUGAUCGACACACCCUUUCUGUCCUCAUUACUCUUUGUGACCUGGGUUUGAACCCUGAGGCACUGGCUGCUGUGGUGAAGGAACUUCGAAGAGAAUCCUGUUCCUCGUCCCCAAUGCCAGAGACUCCAUCAUCUGUUUCCUAGGCAGGUUUGUGGUGUAUUCUGCUAACGGUCAAAGAAAGAAGAAAUUGUAGUUCACUUUUGUUUCAAGCAGGGUCCUUUGCAGAUACAGGUUUUCUUUUCCUUAUGGAAGUGAUUAUUCUCUGAGCUUAUAUUCUCUCACUUCAUAUCCACCGUUAUGUCUUGGCUUGUUCA
Vitis riparia (riverbank grape) is the source of this 813-nucleotide messenger RNA. Its product is annotated as mitotic-spindle organizing protein 1A-like. The transcript has 3 exons. The record is from RefSeq and is a predicted model, not a curated record. NCBI's taxonomy places the organism in Eukaryota, Viridiplantae, Streptophyta, Magnoliopsida, Vitales, Vitaceae. Bases 421 to 642 code for a protein of 73 amino acids. Gene Ontology annotation, cellular component: gamma-tubulin ring complex; interphase microtubule organizing center; spindle. Gene Ontology annotation, biological process: gamma-tubulin complex localization; microtubule nucleation by interphase microtubule organizing center; mitotic spindle assembly.